Molecule: messenger RNA, 1676 nt
Organism: Morus notabilis
Lineage: Eukaryota; Viridiplantae; Streptophyta; Magnoliopsida; Rosales; Moraceae
Product: tubulin alpha chain
Exons: 4
Coding region: 122-1477 (451 amino acids)
Biological process (GO): microtubule cytoskeleton organization; mitotic cell cycle
Cellular component (GO): microtubule; cytoplasm
Molecular function (GO): structural constituent of cytoskeleton; GTP binding
Source: RefSeq, a predicted model, not a curated record
UCCCUCACCUUACAGUUUCACAAUCCAGAAGGCGUCUUGAUAAACGCCGUUCUUUCUAGGGUUUCCGAUCCUUUUCCUUUUCCCUUUCCUUUUCCCGUUCCUUUUGUAUUUUCUCGAGAAAAUGAGAGAGUGCAUUUCGAUUCACAUCGGUCAGGCCGGUAUUCAGGUCGGAAACGCCUGCUGGGAGCUCUACUGCCUCGAGCAUGGCAUUCAGCCUGAUGGACAGAUGCCGAGCGACAAGACGGUUGGCGGAGGAGACGAUGCCUUCAACACGUUCUUCAGCGAGACCGGCGCCGGAAAACACGUCCCACGCGCCGUCUUCGUGGAUCUGGAGCCCACCGUCAUCGACGAGGUGAGGACAGGAGCCUACCGCCAGCUCUUCCAUCCUGAGCAGCUCAUCAGCGGCAAGGAAGACGCAGCCAACAACUUCGCCCGUGGCCAUUAUACUAUUGGGAAGGAGAUUGUUGACCUUUGCUUGGACCGGAUCCGGAAAUUGGCCGACAACUGCACUGGACUCCAAGGUUUCUUGGUCUUCAAUGCGGUCGGUGGUGGUACCGGAUCUGGACUCGGGUCGCUUCUUCUGGAGCGUCUUUCUGUGGACUACGGCAAGAAGUCGAAGCUCGGUUUCACAGUCUACCCCUCGCCUCAGGUUUCCACAUCUGUGGUGGAGCCGUACAACAGCGUCCUCUCGACGCACUCCCUCCUGGAGCACACUGAUGUCGCGGUGCUUCUCGACAAUGAGGCCAUCUACGACAUCUGCCGCCGAUCCCUCGACAUCGAGCGCCCCACCUACACCAACCUCAACCGCCUCGUCUCUCAGGUGAUCUCAUCGCUCACCGCAUCUUUGAGGUUCGAUGGAGCCCUCAACGUUGAUGUGACUGAAUUCCAGACCAACUUGGUCCCUUACCCGAGGAUCCACUUCAUGCUUUCAUCCUUUGCUCCUGUUAUCUCAGCAGAGAAGGCGUACCACGAGCAACUCUCCGUGGCUGAGAUCACCAACAGUGCAUUUGAGCCAUCGUCUAUGAUGGCCAAGUGCGACCCACGGCAUGGCAAGUACAUGGCCUGCUGCCUGAUGUACCGAGGUGAUGUUGUUCCCAAGGAUGUCAACGCUGCUGUGGCUACAAUCAAGACCAAGCGAACCAUCCAGUUUGUCGACUGGUGCCCCACCGGAUUCAAGUGUGGAAUCAAUUACCAGCCACCAACUGUUGUUCCCGGAGGCGACCUUGCCAAGGUGCAGAGGGCUGUGUGCAUGAUCUCCAACUCCACCAGUGUGGCCGAGGUGUUCUCCCGCAUUGACCACAAAUUCGAUCUCAUGUAUGCCAAGCGUGCCUUUGUUCACUGGUACGUUGGUGAGGGUAUGGAGGAAGGAGAGUUCUCUGAGGCACGUGAGGAUCUGGCUGCUCUAGAGAAGGAUUAUGAGGAGGUGGGUGCCGAGUCUGCUGAGGGUGAGGAUGGUGAUGAAGGUGAUGAAUACUGAUUGUUCUUCUGUUUGAGUGCUGUGUCUCGAGUUAUGAUGCUAUGUGAUCGAAUCUGUAUUUUCCUUUUCCGUACUUUAAAUGUUUUUUGGUGUUAGUUUGUUAUGCACUUGCUUUGUGCAUCCCAGUAUCAAAGUGAUAUGCAUGUCUGCGUUAUGUUGUUGUUCUUCUUUUAAUUGAAAUCUAUUCGUAUUUUGGUUA